GCCACUGUCUCGUUAUUUUUGUUACUUUGUACAAAAUAUAUUCAACAUUCAAGAAAUGAAAUUUCCAUACACGUGUUAUGUGCUUAUAAUCUUUAUGAGUGGAAUCAAUAAUAGAUAUAUUGGAGAGACGACACCUAUUAAGAAAAUCGAAGAGGAUAAUGUUGUUUUAAGGAAAUUACUGCAAAGUGUACAAACUGACGUAAAAGAAGAUUCAAAAGCAUGGAACGACGUGCUUGCUAAGGUAUUUGUAGAUUCAAUAAAAUCAGUAUUCUCUAGUAACAAUGAAAGUAGAGAGAAAAUAACUGAUAGCUCCGAAAAUGGAUAUUUUACAAAGUGGAUCAGUAAAAGUUUGUUGUUUUUCAAGAAUAUUUUCUAUGGGACAUCAACAACGAAUGAUGUUAAACCUACAAAUCCUACAAAACCUACAACUCAAUUGGAAACAUUAGGUGAAAACUACAAUCGAGCUGAUUCUAAGGAAGUAACAGAUACCGAUGUAAUCAAUACAAAUGAUGAUGUAGAAGUGUUUGAACCAAAAUACCAUGGAAAAAGGUGUGCUGGCUGCAAUGAAACGAGUGAUAGUAAUUGUCCAGAAGGGCUAGUAAAGGAUAACAAUGGUGAAUGUGUUCUAAAAGUUGAUGAAAAAUUAAUAAUAGCUAUUCCCGGACAGUGUCCAAAGGGUUACAGGAGAGACAAAUUAAAUUAUUGUAGAUUACAAUUUGGAUGAAAUAAGUUAAUGUUUUAGAACGUUAUCUAAAACAGAUCAAUUUUGAUACUUUAUUUCGGCUAUUUAAAACUUCCUAUUCCUAGUAGGGUAAACUGAAAUGAAAUGAAAUUAUUUCAAAAUGAUAACAAAUUCAUGACUUUGUUUUUGAUUUUCCUUAUUAUUUUAUUAUGUCUUUUCUAUUACAAAAUAUUUUUUAAAGUAUUUAUGUCGAUCAUUUGUUUCUAAAUC
This is a messenger RNA of Achroia grisella, 952 nucleotides long. RefSeq lists its product as uncharacterized. Lineage: Eukaryota; Metazoa; Arthropoda; Insecta; Lepidoptera; Pyralidae. The coding region runs from base 56 to 724 and encodes 222 amino acids. The record is from RefSeq and is a predicted model, not a curated record. The transcript has a single exon.